UGUCAGAAUAAUGUCAGUUUUGUUUGUAUUUUAUUUUUGAGGACGUUUUCAUAAGAAUAAACAAUGAUCAAUUAAUUUAACCCUUGAUUAGGUCAAAUUAAUCAAUCAUAUUUAAACUAUUCUGCAUUUUGUGAUUAAUUUUACAUAACAUUCGUAUGAAACCAUAAAAUCCGAAAAAAACCGUAUGAAACCAUAAAAUGAUAGACAAAUAAAUUACAGGCUAUUAAAUCGCCUUGCAGGCAAAAAGUAUAAAACCAUGUCGGGACACGCGGUAGUUGUGUGGGAAUAUGAAAUUAGAUCAGGUUAUUGGAAACCAUAUAGCCCAGCAGUGAGCCAGCAUCUGGAACGUGCUAAUGCCAAACAGUUAACUAGAGUUAUAUUGUCUGAUGCUGAUCCUAAUUUGCAAAAUUAUUAUGUAAAUUUACGCACUCUCACUCAAGAAUUGGAAUACUCAGAUGUGGCUGUCCCUGUACGAAGAAAAUGCUAUCCGCCCUCAUCACCAGCUGGUAAAGGGGCUAAAUGGGAAUGUGUUGGAUCAGACCAUGAAUGGCAUGCGUUUGAUAUGGAUAUUCAAUGUUUAAUAGAAGAAGCUUGGGCUAGAGGGGAUCAAACAAUUGAUAUGAGCAAAACUCAUCUGGGAUUUCCAUAUGUAAUAAAUUUUAGCAAUCUUACUCAAAUGUGGUUGGCAAAUGGUUAUGUAAGAAGUGUAAGGCGAAUUAAACAAGCACCAUAUCCUCUGGUCAAAGUUAGAUUAGAGGAAUUAGCUCCAAUAACAGGAAGGAGAAAUGCAGAUAUAAGAAAGGCUUACAAUAAUAAUAAUGCUACCAAUAAUCAGUCUGCAAAAGUGAUUGGUACUAGUGCGGCUUUAAAUUCCACUUCUGAAAACCAUAAAAAGAAUGCAUCCAAAAAGAAAACGUCUUCAAAAAGUAGCAAGAAUAAUGAUACAACACCAUCUAACUUAGCCAGAGUCAUAUUAAAUAAUUUAAAUAUAUUUGGGCACAAAUCAAGUAACUCAAAUAAUAUUUCUACUCAACAAAUUGAUAAUCGUACACUUUUGGAUGCUGAUAGCAGCAGUACCAAAUCUGGCAGAAGACCUAGUUUAGAUACAGUGUCCACUUACUUAAGCCAGGAAAGUAGGGAGAGUCAAGCUACUGCCUCCACUGCAGAUUUAAUUAAUUGCAGUGGAAGUGAUGAUGGAGCCCUCGAUGGUGUUGACAAUAUGGCUUCUAUAAUAGGUUUAGAUCCUGCAAGCGCAACCAUAUCCAGAUUUGUAAGGAUUUCAAAACCUAGCGAGUGGGCUCCUAGACAACCUUGUCCUCUAUGUAGACAACCUUUAAAACCCACUAUAGUUGUUAUAGCUUUGCCUUGCAACCAUGUAUUGCACUUGGAUUGUUUAAAUUAUUCGCUAACUGAAUUACAAGAAGCUGGUGCACUGCUACAUAUUCAGUGUGCAGUGUGUGGAUGUAUAUAUGGGGAGAAACAUGGAAAUCAGCCUCCUGGAACUAUGGAAUGGGGUGUUUUGGAAAGAAGCUUGCCAGGAUUUUUAAAUUUCCGAACAAUUCAAAUUAUAUAUAACAUUCAGUCAGGAAUCCAAGGAUCAGAACAUCCAAAUCCUGGAAGAGAAUAUUAUGCAGUAGGAUUUCCUAGAGUUGCUUAUCUGCCAGAUAACCCAAAAGGAAGAAAAGUACUCAGGUUGUUGAAUGAAGCCUGGCAUCGUAAAUUGAUUUUUACUAUAACUCGCUCUAAUACAACUGGAUGUGAAGAUGUUGUGUCAUGGAACAUUCCUCAUAAGACUGAAAUUGGGCCAAGUAACAAUACACAUAGCUAUCCAGAUAAUGGAUAUCUAAAUACCGUUCUAAGAGAAUUGGAAGCGUUGGGCGUUGUGGAAGAACACAGGGAAAAAAGGUAGAAAUACUUUAAAAGGUCGAAUUAUCUGUAGAAAUUAAUUUUAAUAAAGUGAAUCAUUUUUAUUAAAUA
This is a messenger RNA of Sitophilus oryzae (rice weevil), 1977 nucleotides long. It is a transcript of the gene dx, whose product is annotated as protein deltex. Gene Ontology annotation, cellular component: nucleoplasm. The coding region runs from base 257 to 1909 and encodes 550 amino acids. The record is from RefSeq and is a predicted model, not a curated record. Gene Ontology annotation, biological process: Notch signaling pathway; protein ubiquitination. Gene Ontology annotation, molecular function: zinc ion binding; ubiquitin protein ligase activity. NCBI's taxonomy places the organism in Eukaryota, Metazoa, Arthropoda, Insecta, Coleoptera, Curculionidae. The transcript is spliced from 7 exons.